Cercopithifilaria johnstoni is the source of this 877-nucleotide messenger RNA. Lineage: Eukaryota; Metazoa; Nematoda; Chromadorea; Rhabditida; Onchocercidae. The record is from the annotation of a GenBank genome assembly.
AGUAGGAAGUCCGAAUAUGUUAGAACGAGAGGCAGAACGGAUGACAUUGCUUGAUUCUUGGAAAUUUUAUGAUCCGAAAGGACCGAUUACUGGUGAUCGAUCAAUUCCGGGUAUUGGUAUACCUGGAACUGGAUCUGAUUUUCAGCGGUUUCUAACCUAUUUGGGUAUACCUGUAAUUGAUAUGAAACUUGAAAGUGCUCCAUUAUAUACUUAUAUGCUUUAUCAUACAAUGUAUGAAAUUCCUUGGCUAUUCGAUAAUUUUCUUGAUCAAAAUUAUACCGCAUUAAUGGCUGUAGGACAAUUAUGGCUCGAAAUUGGACGAGAUAUUGCGGAUAGUUUAAUAAUUCCAUUUAAUUUACAUGACUAUGGUUUGGUAUUAUCGGAUUUUAUCGAUCGAAUGGAUCAACAAUUGGAAUAUAUUGGAAUUCCAAAAGCUAUUGGAGUAAAAACAUAUCAUAUGAUUUUGGAUAAUUUACGUGAAGCAUUAUCACGAUUUCAGGCUAUUGCAAAUAUAAUACAGGAAAUUGCUCAAUCAGUUAAUACGGGUCAUGAAUCGAUAAGUAUCAAACAAGCGGAAAUGUUAAAUAACCGGAUGCAAUAUAUUGAACGAGCAUUUAUCAUUGAACAGGGCAUUUAUCCGGAACGAGCUGAAUUUCGUCAUUUAAUCUUUACCAGUAAUAGUAUUCAUAAUGAUUAUGGAAAUUUAUUAUUUGGUGGAAUUUUAGAUCCGGCAAUGCAAUGGCAUAAUGCUUUAGUUACCGGUAAUUUAAAUAAAGCAAAUUAUUGGUUAAAAAUGAUGAAAAUUGGAUUUACUAAAUUACAUUACGGUAUCGAAUCAGUUAUUCUCAUAUUGGAGAUGGACGGAUAUUUCGAUUGA